This is a messenger RNA of Talaromyces atroroseus, 993 nucleotides long. Its product is annotated as Malate dehydrogenase, cytoplasmic. Bases 1 to 993 code for a protein of 330 amino acids. Gene Ontology annotation, biological process: malate metabolic process; tricarboxylic acid cycle. The record is from RefSeq and is a predicted model, not a curated record. Gene Ontology annotation, cellular component: cytoplasm. Lineage: Eukaryota; Fungi; Ascomycota; Eurotiomycetes; Eurotiales; Trichocomaceae. Gene Ontology annotation, molecular function: L-malate dehydrogenase (NAD+) activity. The transcript has 8 exons.
AUGGUUAAAGCUGUCGUCCUCGGUGCUUCUGGUGGCAUCGGCCAGCCUCUUUCUCUCCUCUUGAAAGCCAGUCCCCUCGUCGACGAACUCGCGCUUUACGAUGUCGUCAAUACUCCUGGUGUUGCAGCCGAUCUUUCUCACAUCUCAAGCCCUGCUAAAAUCGAGGGUUUCUUGCCUGCAGACGAUGGUUUGAAGAAGGCUCUCACCAAGGCUGACAUUGUUGUCAUCCCCGCUGGUAUCCCUCGCAAGCCUGGAAUGACCCGAGACGACCUGUUCAAGGUGAACGCCGGUAUUGUCCAGACCCUGGUCAAGGGUAUUGCCGAAUUCAGCCCCAAGGCUUUCGUGCUUAUCAUCUCCAACCCCGUCAACUCCACCGUUCCUAUUGCCGCCGAGGUCCUCAAGAACGCCGGUGUUUUCGACCCCAAGCGCCUCUUCGGCGUUACUACUCUCGACGUUGUCCGAGCUGAGACCUUCGUCCAGGAGUACAGCGGCGCCAAAGAUCCUUCUCAGACUACCAUCCCAGUUGUUGGUGGUCACUCUGGCGACACCAUUGUGCCCCUUUUCAGCCAAGCCAAGCCCGCUUUCACCAUCCCUGCCGACAAAUACGAUGCCCUCGUGAACAGGGUCCAAUUCGGUGGUGACGAGGUCGUCAAAGCCAAGGACGGCGCUGGUUCAGCUACUCUUUCCAUGGCCUUUGCUGGCUUCAGGUUCGCGGAGAGCGUUAUCAAGGCUGUCAAGGGAACCAAGGGCAUUGUUGAGCCAUCCUUCGUCUACCUUCCUGGCGUACCAGGUGGUGAAGCCGUCGCUAAGGCUACCGGCGUGGACUUCUUCUCCGUGCCCAUUGAGCUUGGGGCUACCGGUGUAGAGAAGGCUGUCAAUGUACUUGAGAAUGCCAACGAGACCGAAAAGAAGUUGCUUGAAGUUGCCAUCAAAGGCCUGAAAACAAACAUUGAAAAGGGCGUUGACUUCGUUAAGAACCCUCCGCAAAAGUAA